AACGCUACACUUUCUUUGUUCAGAACAACUGAAGACUUGGAAAAUUUCCACAGCUUGGUAAUAGCCUAUGCUUCGGAAAGAUAUGGCUUCAGCUACCUAGGUCACGACCUCUGUGUCAGGAUAGCAGCCAUCGACCACAAUGCUCAUCAUGACAGAGAGUACGCUCGAGACGAGUCAGGGAAGUUGAUGCAAGUUUUCAUAUGGAUACAUUACUAACAACUCACUUUCACACUCAAUGGUCAAAAGCGACAAAACAGUGGAGACUGCGACCCGUCAAAGUGAAGAACCACUUCAGCUACAUACCAUUACUGCAGAAAAUGGUACUGCGGAAACGUGAAGAACACGCCGCAGAAGGUGGAAGACUAGAGGAAGCUGCGGGCCUCAUGGAGAGUGAUCCCACACGUGUGCUGAAAAACAUUGCUACGGCGCCGAAGCCGAGCCAGGAGGAGCUGCUCCAGACAUGGUUCACACGAUAUGGAGCAAGAAAGCAAGACAUGGCAUCGGAAGUCAAGUCCUAUGUUGCACGUGUAAAUAGUAAGGAACCAGGCUUCAUGGCACAAACAGAGGAAUCCUCUACUGAUGACAGCGAGUAACAUGGCAAGUAAAGGCAUAUUAUACACAAGUUGUGUUUCUAAUUAAUUAGGUAGUAUAUUUGGGCUUGGAAUAUAUAGUAGUGAGUAUAAAAUGUAUAUUUACAAAAUAUUGCACUAGCUGACGCAAUGAAAA
Molecule: messenger RNA, 726 nt
Organism: Priapulus caudatus
Lineage: Eukaryota; Metazoa; Priapulida; Priapulimorpha; Priapulimorphida; Priapulidae
Exons: 3
Coding region: 201-593 (130 amino acids)
Source: RefSeq, a predicted model, not a curated record